UUUGUUUGUUUCGAGGAAGACAAGAGUCUGUGGUUCUUUAAUAAUUUAUUGGUUUUGUGUUUUUUAGUGAUCGUUAACUGUGCUACAAAUACAUCAAUAUGUUUAAAAAGUUUGAUGAAAAGGAAAGCAUCUCGGGCGUGCAACAGCUCAAGUCCUCGGUCCAGAAGGGCAUAAGGGCUCGCCUUUUGGAACUGUACCCUCAUUUGGACAACUACAUUGACCAGAUCUUACCCAAGAAGGAUACGUUUAGGAUUGUCAAAUGUCACGAUCACCUCGAGAUAAUGGUGAACAGUGCCGGCGACUUGCUAUUCUUCAGACAUCGCGAGGGUCCCUGGAUGCCAACCUUAAAACUACUGCACAAAUAUCCGUUCUUCGUUCCGAUGCAGCAAGUCGAUAAAGGCGCUAUUCGCUUCGUGCUCAGCGGCGCGAACAUCAUGUGUCCGGGGCUGACUUCAGCCAACGCGAAGAUGUCUCCGAGCGACAAGGGUCAAGUCGUCGCCAUAAUGGCCGAGGGGAAAGAACAUGCUCUAGCUAUCGGUAUCACUACUCUCUCAACAGAAGACAUAGCUAAAGUGAACAAAGGCGUCGGCGUUGAAAAUUGUCAUUAUCUCAAUGACGGGCUGUGGCAGAUGAAGGCCGUGAAGUAAAGUAACAAAUAGAAGGCGACGCGUGAUCGAUCGAGAUGCUCGAUUAACUUGUAACUGGCUUUACUAAAUUGUAUUUAAUAAAAAAUAACUUGCGAAAGCAA
This is a messenger RNA of Bombyx mandarina (wild silkworm), 748 nucleotides long. RefSeq names its product malignant T-cell-amplified sequence 1 homolog (gene MCTS1). The record is from RefSeq and is a predicted model, not a curated record. Gene Ontology annotation, biological process: formation of translation preinitiation complex. Gene Ontology annotation, molecular function: RNA binding. Lineage: Eukaryota; Metazoa; Arthropoda; Insecta; Lepidoptera; Bombycidae.